AUGGCAUUAGAUUCAUUCCAAUGGCCUGAUCUUGUUCUGAUGAGUCUAGACCACAAUCGUCAUAAUCAGCAACAGCAUCAGCAUCAGCAUGAAGAGCCGCUUCACAUUCAAAUAUUCAUUCCUAUUGAUUUGAAGAGCAGGUUCAGGAGCAAUAAUGUUGUUCUCCUAGGUUACAAGAUGUCAAAUAUAUUGAUUAUCUUUGACUUGAAAAGCAAGGACGUCAAAUUACCGAGCGCUGAGUUUCCAGGUUUGCAAGAAAUAGGUACGCUUAACUGCAACAGCAGCAACAGCAGCAACAGCAACAGCAGCAACAGCACGAGUGAAUCUUCCCAGAUGUUGAAUUUACAUGUUGACACAAAGACAGGUGAUAUCAAGUGCGGUAGAACUGCUACUAUCAUCUACUUUAAUCCACCCAAUUUCACCAAUUUGGAAUAUUUUUCAAUUGAACCUAUCUUGUUACAAUCAAUGGGACCAAUAGGGCGAAAACUGAAAGUAUUGAGUCUCAGUCUUAAAAUGGAGGAGUACUAUAAGCCACAUUUUGACUCCCAGUCAGUUCAGAUGUGCAUAUCUAAUGAUACAGUGUUGGAAAAGAUUAAUCAAAUAUAUAGAACGCGAUUGAAAUAUAGGGAGCCAACAUCAAUGCUUCCAUUUGCAAGAACAAUCAAGAGCUUUGUGAAACCUGCCAUUAUCUAUUGGCUCGUUCCUUUUAUCCAAAUAUUUCAAAAAGUGCUCAUUCUUUUCAUUGACAUUAUCAAUUAUGAUGUGUACAGUUAUUCACUAGUCAAGAUGUCGAAAGUAUGUCGUCAACUAGAUUUACGACUAAAACAGUUGAAUUACUUUCCAAUCCAGUUUUUGUGCUAUUACAAUAAAAGCAUAUUGUACCAGGAGAACAACUCGCUUAUUGUACAUGACUUGAAAUUGCCUAUAUUCAACAGCAAUCUCAAUAUAAACAACUCAAACUACAUCAAUUUAUACAACUCAAUUUGGCUCAUUUUCAAUGACAUUCUUAUAGGAAUCACCAUUCAUUCAAUUAUUGCAAAUAAUCAAUAUCGAAUAUUUGAUUUUAUUCAAUCUCUGCUUUUAGAAAAGUAUCUUUUUUCAGAUAUGGUAUCAUUGAUCAAUUGGGUUUCAACCAAGCAUCCAGCGGGAUUCAAAUUGAACACUGAUUUGGGGAGGUUUCUCGGAGAUUUAUACGUGUGGACGGUAGUGUUUUGGAAGUCGAUGAUGGACAAGUUACAACUAACUGAGAACAGAAACCUUAUACUUUGCAUUGUUCGAAUUUUAUCUACUUUUGGAGGGUGUUCUUUUCUUAUCAGUUUUGUUCUCGAUAUAAUCAAUAUACUCACUUUUCACAUUUAUGCAUUUUAUUAUUGUGCAGCCAAGGUAUACAAGCGCCAAGUACUAGUCAUUAAAUCAUUGUUUCAGCUUUUUAGAGGCAAAAAGUAUAAUGUGUUACGUCAAAGAAUAGACAACUUGAAUAACUACGAAGAGGAGUCUUGUGCUGAUGGUUUUGAAGUUGACCAGUUGCUAGUAGGAACCCUUUUGUUCAUGAUUAUGAUUCUCCUACUUCCAACAGUAUUUGCAUUUUACAUAACGUUUUCUACACUUCAUAUCUCAACAUUGAUGGUUCACAACUUGUUGGAAAACUUACAGAUUGUGCUUAAUUUCACUCCAAUAUUUGUUUGUUUACUAAAAUUGAAAAAUUCUCGACGGCUACAAGGUGGUAUAACUUUUGAAUUUGUCAAGUAUAACAAGGAAAGUAAAGUAACAGAAGUUUGCAUGUCUAACAAGUCGCUCACAUAUACGGAGAUUUUUGUCAAUUUUGUUACGUUGACCAAAAGGGCAAAGAAUUUUCGAGAUUCCAUCAUAUGGAACUUUAUAAGUGGUGAUAUUAUUUUGAUUAGGUACGACCACAGUUUGAAGUUUUUAUAUUUGAUGCUUCCCGAAGAGUAUAGAGAAACCAUCAAUGUUUGGAAGUAUAUAUAG
Lodderomyces oxycetoniae is the source of this 1986-nucleotide messenger RNA. It is a transcript of the gene GPI1, whose product is annotated as phosphatidylinositol N-acetylglucosaminyltransferase. The record is from RefSeq and is a predicted model, not a curated record. Gene Ontology annotation, biological process: GPI anchor biosynthetic process. Bases 1 to 1986 code for a protein of 661 amino acids. Lineage: Eukaryota; Fungi; Ascomycota; Pichiomycetes; Serinales; Debaryomycetaceae. The transcript has 2 exons. Gene Ontology annotation, cellular component: membrane; endoplasmic reticulum.